This is a messenger RNA of Melampsora larici-populina 98AG31, 1872 nucleotides long. RefSeq lists its product as uncharacterized. Lineage: Eukaryota; Fungi; Basidiomycota; Pucciniomycetes; Pucciniales; Melampsoraceae. Gene Ontology annotation, biological process: transmembrane transport. The record is from RefSeq and is a predicted model, not a curated record. Gene Ontology annotation, cellular component: membrane; endoplasmic reticulum. The transcript is spliced from 12 exons. Bases 1 to 1872 code for a protein of 623 amino acids.
AUGCUUCGGAUUGUUGUGAUUGUGUUCGGACCACCGGGAGUGCACUUAGUGCGGGAGCUUGGGUCUCUAUUUUCAUGCCAUCGCGUAGUAGGAGAAUAUUACCGGGUGUGCAACUCUGAAGACGGCUCCGCCUGUGUCCUUCAUAGCAUAUUUUGCGCCCAGAGGCGACUUAUGCCCUCUCUACAGACUGCAGCCAACUUUGAUGGUCGCUUCUCGGCAAUGACGGCACGGAAGCCAACAGCCAUCGGACUGCUAACACUUGAGCUGGAAUCGCUGCGAUUUCAGGAGGUUCAAGCUGAUUGGAUAGCACACUCUAAAGAUGAAGGGGGAGAUCUUAACAAUUGUCAUCUUGCUGGUUAUAUCUCUGCAAUGCGUGGACUCAUAGAUGCGGAUUGUCGAAAAAGGCUUAAUAGACUGAAUAUCUGUUUGUUCACCCCAGCUCUUUUGUUUGGAAAAGUUGCUUUCAGUCUCACACCAGAUACAUUGAAGAGCUUAUGGGUUGUUCCAGUAGGAUUCUUUCUUGUUACCGGGUUAUCUGCUCUCGCCGGUUUAAUACUUUCAGGUAUCUUUAGAGCGAACACAAGCCAGAGAGCCAUCAUUGUGUCUGGUUCAAUGUUCAUGAAUACCAACACUAUUCCAGUGGCUCUGAUACAGAGUCUUUCAAUGUCUCUGCCGAUCUUGAAAUCAAACCCGGAUGACAAAGCCGAAGAUCAAUUAGCAAGGGCUCUUUCAUAUCUGUUGGUAUACGGACUUCUGGGAUCAUUUGUGAGGUGGUCGCUUGGGGUCAAACUUUUUGAAUCAGCCAAUGAAAAAAUGGAACAGAUGCUAUCAGACGCAAAACAUGUUCAUGAGAUCGACGAAACCAAGUCCAAUUCGAGUUUAUCGAAGCCCACUCUCACUACGCCCUCUUCGGACGGCCAGAAUCCCGUGUAUCUGCAUGAAAAUCUUGAUAUCACAAGCUCACUCACAUCACAAGCUCUACAAUCUCCGCUGAUCACUAGUGAAAUAAGGUCUCCGAAUGAAGAUACGAUACGGACACCUUUUUUGGCUCAAAAUGAACGCGGCUCAGAAAACUGUAAUUUUAAUUCGACUUGCUCCUGUGAAUCGUGUAACUUGAACAAAGGAACCAGAUUUGAAGAUGAACCGGCGUGUUUCCAAUCACCAAACAGAGGAUCUACACUGACAGAAAAGACAUUGGUCGACACCCCACCUAUCGCAAAAGAUCUCGAAUCCGAAGUCCCGAUAAAUGAUUCAUUCCAUCAAAAAAUAAGUAAGGGUUUUCUCCAGGUCUCGAAGGGCGUGAAGGACAUCUUGAAUCCACCGUUAAUUUCAGCCACGGCAGCCGUCAUUGUCGCGUGCAUACCACCAGUCCAAGAGUUUUUGGGGAAAAUAUCGCCUCUACGUCAUUUACUCAAUAUUGCAGGAAGCGUUUCAAUUCCUCUGACUCUGAUUGCUCUAGGGGCAUAUUUCUAUCAACCUCUGGCAUCUGAAAUCGAUCUAGAAUCAGCUACCCCUAUUUCGAAAAGUCCAACUCAAAUUUCUCAGACUCAAGGGGAAAACAAAACGAUAAUCUUAACUCUGGUUUCUAGACAAUUGAUCACACCUCUCAUCUUUAUUCCAAUCCUUGCAUAUCUCGUUAUUUAUAGUCAUAUUCUCGUAUUUAAAGAUCCUAUCUUUGUCAUGACGGCUGUAUUAGUGAUCGGUGGACCACCUGCGACCACUUUGGCUCAGAUGAGUUCAAGGACCUGUGCUGAUUUUGAUAGGAUGAUCUCACGGAUGCUUUUUUGGUCAUUCUCAUCUGUCACGUGCUGCACUUUAUAUACAGCAGCUUUCUCUUCGUUAAACGCGACUCUUCAAGAUUUCUUACCUUGA